Messenger RNA from Fulmarus glacialis (Northern fulmar), 796 nucleotides. It is a transcript of the gene CACYBP, whose product is annotated as calcyclin binding protein. Lineage: Eukaryota; Metazoa; Chordata; Aves; Procellariiformes; Procellariidae. Gene Ontology annotation, molecular function: tubulin binding; ubiquitin protein ligase binding; S100 protein binding. The annotation marks the transcript as partial. The record is from RefSeq and is a predicted model, not a curated record. Gene Ontology annotation, biological process: heart development. The transcript is spliced from 5 exons. Gene Ontology annotation, cellular component: nucleus.
UUACAGAAAGAUUUGGAAGAGGUUAAAGAAUUGCUUACGAAAGCCACGAGGAAGCGACUUCGUGAUGUCCUGAUGACAGAGAAACACAAGCUAGAGCUAGAAAUCAAGAAUCACCCUCCACUGAAGCCAAAAGAUGUGGCAGAGGAAGAAAAGUCGUCACUGGGAGGGUACACAGUGAAAAUAAACAAUUAUGGUUGGGAUCAGUCAGAUAAGUUUAUUAAGAUUUACAUCUCUUUAAAUGGAGUCCAGAAGCUUCCAGCUGAGAACGUCCAGGUGAAUUUCACAGAGAGGUCAUUCGAUCUGCUAGUGAAGAAUCUGAAUGGGAAGAACUACACCAUGACCUUCAACAACCUCCUGAAACCCAUCUCUGUGGAAGGCAGCUCUAGAAAGAUAAAGACAGACACGGUCCUUGUGAUGUGUAGGAAGAAGCGGGAGGAAAAAUGGGAAUGUCUCACUCAAGUGGAAAAAGAAAGCAAAGAGAAAGAGAAGGCUGCCUACGACACCUCAGAUCCUAGUGAAGGGCUGAUGAACCUUUUAAAAAAGAUGUAUGCAGAAGGGGAUGAUGAAAUGAAGCGCACCAUCAACAAGGCCUGGGUUGAAAGCAGAGAAAAGCAAUCCAAAGGGGACAUACCAAUGGAUAUUUGAAAGUACUCUAAGGGCCGCCUUAAUACUGAUCUUCCAUGUGAGACAUGCUGUGCUGCAAAGAUCAUUGUUUACACAACCUUCUUCCAAGCAAAGACAGUCAUUUGCCAUUUCAGGUUGGAGAAAAUAUUUAAAUAAAAUAGCUUAUAAAGCA